GGCGCCGCUUUUCAUCCACCGUCUCUACCUUCCGCCCCUCGCUGCCUUUCGGCGCGACGUUCGACGCGUUCCGUCGUCUUGCGGUCCUUGCGGCGCCCGAACCCGCAAUGUCGGGCCCCAACGGGGACCUGGGCAUGCCGGUGGAGGCGGGCGCGGAAGGAGAGGAUGACGGCUUCGGAGAAGCAGAAUAUGCUGCCAUCAACUCCAUGUUGGACCAGAUCAACUCCUGUCUGGACCACCUGGAGGAGAAGAAUGACCACCUCCACGCCCGCCUCCAGGAGCUGCUGGAGUCUAACCGGCAGACACGCCUCGAGUUCCAGCAGCAGCUUGGGGAGUCCCCCAGCGAUGCCAGCCCCUAGGCUCAGGGAGCUCCCAACCAGGCCCCAACCCUGCUUCCCUAAGCUAGGCCCUGUCCUGGGCACUCGUCACCCAGCUUAGAUACCUUCCCAAGGGCUGGCCUUUGGGUCUCCUAGUGGGUCUCCUUGCCAGGGCCACCCUUCUGGCACUCACUUUGGCCUGCCCAGGCCAGCCCCCACCGCCCAGCAUCCCCUCCUGGGGCCAGGUGUGGGCCUGCAAUUUACCUACCUGCCUGCCUGCCCAACUCUGGGCACUUCCCACUCUGCUCAGGCCUUGAGUGUCCACAUUAAAUGGGUCUCCCACACCACUGCACCCCUCUCCUCUGUAUUUGGGAUGAGGACCCCAGUGGCUGCUGGAAGUGAACAGGGAGUUCCGGGCAUUGAUCAUGUACUGGCAGCUCACGGGCCGGGUGGUGGGGCUGGGGUUCUUGGACCCCUUGUAUUUCUAGAUGCAGAGGGUACAGGUGAGGUCAGAGCCUGCUCCCUACCUAGUGCACUCCUGACCAGCAGCUGCUUCCCAGCUCAGCUGAGACAGCACUGGACACGUGUAUGACCAAGGUGUGCCAUGCAGCCUUCGCAUUGCCCUCCUGCUCUUGGUCUGUCUCCCCAGCUGGCCAGUAAUAGGGUUGGUCUGGUUGUCUAUU
This is a messenger RNA of Cynocephalus volans (Philippine flying lemur), 1000 nucleotides long. It is a transcript of the gene BBLN, whose product is annotated as bublin coiled coil protein. The coding region runs from base 108 to 359 and encodes 83 amino acids. The record is from RefSeq and is a predicted model, not a curated record. The transcript is spliced from 2 exons. Lineage: Eukaryota; Metazoa; Chordata; Mammalia; Dermoptera; Cynocephalidae.